AUGUUGUUCCUACCCCUUCUUCUAUUCUUCCUGCCCGUCACGCCAUACGAAAUACACACUCUCCCCAACCACUCUCCGGCAGACACACUCCGCGAAAUCAGACGAAACAUCCUCGCCAAACGUCUUCCGCACCAUACACAACCCAGAAGCCAGAUUCGACAGAAUGGCACCCGAGCAAUAACAACAACCGUAAACAUCGUCUGCAAGAAAUGCUACAUCAAGGGCUCUGCGCGGGCCCAACUCUCCGCAACGUCCUUCAACACCACGACAAUAUCAAACACGCUUCAAUCCUCCUUUGACAACACUUUCAACGAUAUUAAAUCGUAUAUAGGGGACGUGGCCACACAAGUCAAGGAUGAAAUUAAAGACACACUAGACUUUGACUUUAAAAACGACCAUGAUUUCAGACUCCCCCCUCCACAGAUCGCCUUUGACCUUGACAUCCCUGCGCUUCCAGAGACGCUUCUGGAGAUUGAACUGCGCGAUGUAGACAUGUAUAUCGAGUUGGGCGUCACCCUGUCCGAGGGUCUGACAUACACGAUCCCCCUAUUUCGGAGCACGCAGCUCGGCGCACAAGUAGGCAACAUGUUUGCCGGCGCAGUCCUGAGCAUCGACUUGGUGCUGAGCGUCCUGGCGGGUGUGGAGAUGGACACAGGCUUCCACGUGAAGAUGGAUGAAGGCGUCGUCAUGAAGUUGGGCUUAUUCGCCAAGGAAGCAAGCGACCUCAGCUUCAACGGCGCAAAAUUCGAAUUCCUCCCCGUUACGAUCCUCACUGCAACGACGAGCCUCAAGGCUAUUCUGCGUGUGUCUGUACGGACCGGCUUCUCUCUCGGCAUCGACUUCAGCAAGCCCAUCACUGUGCUUAAUGAAUCGCUCUCGAAUCUUCGGCUAUCAGCGGGCAUUGAAGCCACUGCGUUUGCGAACCUCGCAGAGUUUACUACCAAUAUCACAGCGCUCAAUGUAUCCCGGGCUAUUGGCGACAGGCAGUGCGAUCUGCUCCUCCAGCAGGGUUACCGACUGGCUAUUGGGGCUGCGGCCGGCGCGUCAGUCGCCUUCCUUGGGAAUACGUAUGGACCGGUGCCGAGGACAGAGAUUCCCAUCUUUUCAACUGGCUUGUCGGAGGGUUGUGCUGCAAAAGCCACCCCAACUUCAACUUCAACUCCUUCUAGUCUCAUCAAGCGGGACGACGGAAUGGUGACUAUAUCGACAGUCAUCCAGACGACGUACACGGCCACAGUAUGCGCCGCCAACCUCGUCAAUUGUCCUGCCUCCCUGCAAAGCCAAUCAAGCACAUCUGAAAAAACAACCCUCACAACAACAAUCCCGUCCGGCCAAACACCCAUCUGGCAAACCGCCCCCGCAACAACAGCCAAGCCCAUACCAUUCGGCAAACACGCCCACACCCUAUCCGGCUCCUCAGGAAAGCCCGUGUCCUUCGUGCCCAGGGAGACGCACAAGCCCAGCGUUGCAGAGGUGCUUGAGAGAAAAACAGGCGGGGUGAGCAACAAGGUCAUCGUGGGGGUAAGUGUUGGGGCGGGCGUGCCUGUUCUUUCUGGUGUUGCCUUGGGGGUCGUGAUUUGGCGUAGGAGGCGUGCGAGGAGAGUGCCGACGAGUUUGUCGUUUGGGGAUGUUGGGGUGCCGAAGGGGAUGAGGGUGACGGAGAGGUAUGCGUCAUGA
Molecule: messenger RNA, 1677 nt
Organism: Pochonia chlamydosporia 170
Lineage: Eukaryota; Fungi; Ascomycota; Sordariomycetes; Hypocreales; Clavicipitaceae
Exons: 4
Coding region: 1-1677 (558 amino acids)
Source: RefSeq, a predicted model, not a curated record